UUUAAGAUACCAAACAGGCAAGCACCAAUGAAAUCCACUGCAGAGAUUGUUGCCAUAGCGACGGCUCGACGAGCUUGAUAAAAGCGGAGUUUCGUUCUCCGCUCCGCUCGUACCAUCCCUCUCUUCAAUCUCUGUCCUUCUCUACGCAGUGAGAGUGAGAAAAGAUGAGCCAGGGAACGAAGUGGAUGCACUACUUGAGGCAACUGAGCACCGCGAACGUCUCUAAGGCCUUGAUUGAGAAGGGGCAGAACCGGGUCAUCGAUGCUUCCCUCACGCUGAUUCGCGAGAGGGCCAAACUCAAGGGAGAGUUAUUAAGGUCAUUGGGCGGUGCGAAAGCUUCAACAUCACUUUUGGGAGUUCCACUAGGACACAAUUCUUCUUUCCUGCAGGGCCCUGCUUUUGCUCCUCCUCGAAUUAGGGAGGCUAUCUGGUGUGGUAGUACCAACUCAAGCACUGAACAAGGUAAAGAAUUAGAUGAUCCGCGUGUGCUAACUGAUGUUGGUGAUGUUCCUAUACAAGAGAUACGAGAUUGUGGAGUUGAUGAUGACAGACUAAUGCAUAUUAUAAGUGAGUCUGUCAAGCUAGUGAUGGAACAGGAUCCACUGCGACCUCUUGUUUUGGGUGGUGACCACUCCAUAUCUUUUCCCGUCAUUCGAGCUGUAUCAGAAAAGCUAGGCGGGCCUCUAGAUAUUCUUCACCUAGAUGCCCAUCCAGAUAUAUAUGAUGCUUUUGAGGGAAACAAGUAUUCACAUGCUUCUUCUUUCGCGCGAAUAAUGGAGGGAGGAUAUGCAAGGCGCCUUCUACAGGUGGGAAUUAGGUCUAUUACUCGCGAAGGGCGGGAACAGGGGAAGAGAUUUGGGGUUGAGCAAUACGAAAUGCGCACUUUUUCGCAAGACCGCCAUAUUCUAGAAAAUUUGAAACUAGGCGAAGGGGUUAAGGGUGUCUACAUCUCGGUGGAUGUUGAUUGCCUUGACCCUGCAUUUGCUCCCGGAGUGUCUCAUAUUGAGCCUGGCGGUCUCUCAUUCCGCGACGUACUCAACAUUCUCCACAAUCUCCAAGCCGAUGUUGUGGGUGCUGACGUCGUGGAGUUCAACCCGCAACGUGACACCGUCGAUGGGAUGACUGCAAUGGUGGCCGCAAAGCUGGUGAGGGAACUUACUGCAAAGAUUUCCAAGUAGAAUCCGCCAUACCGACUCUUUUGGUGUUGCCUUGAACAAUUUAUUUUGUGUCCUCUUAGUUUUCAUGGCAAACUCUGGAGUGGUUCAUCUUGUACAUUUUAAAUGAAGUGAAAGCUGCAUCAUUCAUCUAGACAAUCAAACUAAAAGUUAUGAUGAAUGUGCGAACUUGACUAUCCAAUAAAAGUUGAAUCAUUCGUCUAAA
Messenger RNA from Zingiber officinale, 1380 nucleotides. Its product is annotated as arginase 1, mitochondrial. Lineage: Eukaryota; Viridiplantae; Streptophyta; Magnoliopsida; Zingiberales; Zingiberaceae. The transcript is spliced from 7 exons. The record is from RefSeq and is a predicted model, not a curated record. Gene Ontology annotation, molecular function: agmatinase activity; metal ion binding. Bases 165 to 1178 code for a protein of 337 amino acids.